Messenger RNA from Podospora anserina S mat+, 1062 nucleotides. RefSeq lists its product as uncharacterized. The transcript is spliced from 2 exons. Lineage: Eukaryota; Fungi; Ascomycota; Sordariomycetes; Sordariales; Podosporaceae. Gene Ontology annotation, molecular function: protein binding; 6-phosphogluconolactonase activity. The record is from RefSeq and is a predicted model, not a curated record. Bases 1 to 1062 code for a protein of 353 amino acids.
AUGCUUCGCCUCGCAUUGUUGGCCGGUAUUGGCCUAGCCAAAGGGGCAUUGGGUGUCAAUCUCAUUGCCUCUCACUUCAGCGGCGGCAUCUAUACCCUUUCUCUGACCACCACAGGUACCAGCGGUACCAUCUCGGUGACAUCUCAAACCAACGGAUGCGGGACUACUCCCGGAUGGAUUGAGUUGUACUCCGACACUCGAAAACUUUAUUGCUUUGACGAAUCGUGGACGGGUCGCGGCCAACAUGCCGAGUUCAACGUUCAGAACGAUGGACGGCUUUCCCUAGCCUCGUCUUUGCAGGUUUCAGGCAAUUCUGGCAGUCGGGUACAACAGACGGAAAAAUUCACCCUUGCUCGUCGUGGGCCCCAUCAAAGACAGGAUGUCCCUCAUCCCCACGAGGUGCAUCUUGAUCCUACCGGAAAGUUCAUCCUUGUUCCUGACCUGGGUGCCGAUUUGAUCCGCGUGUUCCGCAUUGACACCAACUCUGGCCGUCUCACUUCAUGUGCUUCCCACGCAACCGGUGCCGGUGACGGACCUCGUCACGUAAAGUUCUGGAAGUCGGAGAGCGGCAAGGAAAAGGUUUUCUCCCUCAACGAGCUUGGCAAUUCCGUUUCUGCCUGGGAUGUCAACUACACCAACGACUGCAUCUCGCUCACCAGGACUCACAGCAUCUCCACCUACGCCCCCGGCAAGAAAGGUGGCGCCAACACCAAAGCGGCCGAGAUUCGUACUUUUGGAAACUUUUUGUACGCUUCCAACAGAGCUGAUCAGACGUUUGGCAACUCUCAGGAUUCCAUCGCCAUUUACACCAUCGACCCCACCACUGGUGCCAUUGCCUGGCUUGAGGCGGCCAACAGUUACUCGUACUAUCCCCGUACAUUUGCCUUCAACAAGAACGGCACCCUCGUCGCCAUUGGUGGUCAAACCUCGAGCAACGUGGCUAUUGUGGCAAGAGACACUGCAACUGGUAAGCUUGGAAACUUGGUGGCCAACGUCCAAGUAGGCCAAAAAGGCCGGGCUGGUGAAGAAGAUGGUUUGAGUGCUGUUGUCUGGGCCGAGUAA